Phialemonium atrogriseum is the source of this 900-nucleotide messenger RNA. Its product is annotated as ankyrin repeat-containing domain protein. Gene Ontology annotation, biological process: protein localization to ciliary inversin compartment. NCBI's taxonomy places the organism in Eukaryota, Fungi, Ascomycota, Sordariomycetes, Cephalothecales, Cephalothecaceae. Gene Ontology annotation, cellular component: ciliary inversin compartment. Gene Ontology annotation, molecular function: protein binding. Bases 1 to 900 code for a protein of 299 amino acids. The record is from RefSeq and is a predicted model, not a curated record. The transcript has a single exon.
AUGAUAGCGGACCCAAUCGACGUGUCGUAUAAUGUCAGUGGCGGUCUCGAUGAUGCUAGCCUCUGGGAUCCUUUACCCUCCAUCGACGGAUUCCUCCACAGCACCAAUAACUCCUCCGUCUCAGUUUCCGACACAUCCUCGUUCCAGUCGGGGUUCUUCCAAGACUCUGCCUUUACCUCCCCAAGCACAGAACAGACCUCGCCCGCAACCUCCACCGCACUAAGUAGCUUUUUCGGCGGCAGCAGCAAGCAGGAUAACCGCCACCCCCCACCCGCCCGCGAGCAAAAGAACCUCCGAUCCCGACGACGGUCCUCCAACCCGCCACGCAACCCAACAUCCACCAGCCGCAACCCCCCACCAACACAAGCGCCCCACGACCGCGAGCCCUCCCUCGACGCCUCCUCCUCCUCCUCCUCCUCCACCACCUCCACCAACCAAGGCUGGCUCAGCACCCUACACAUUGCCGCACAAAAGGGCCACGAGCACAUCCUCCGCGUCCUCCUGCGGCAACGCAACGUGGACCUAGACGAGCGCGACAGCGACGGGCGCACGGCGCUGAUCCACGCCGUGAUGGAGGACCACGCCGGGGUGGCGGCCGCGCUGCUGGCGCACGGCGCGCGCAUCUCCGCCGUCGACUGCGAGCGCCGAAACGCCCUGCACUGGGCCGUGUUGUACCGGCGCGAGGCCGUGCUCAGGGUGUUGCUGGCGCGGCUCGGGGAGCGGCGCGCCGGGGAGAGGGAUGGGGGGGUUAUUGAUGCAUAUGAUGAGGUUGGGUGGACGCCGUUGCAUAUUGCGGUUGAGAGGGGAUUUGAGUCGGGCGUUAUGAUGCUGUUGCAGGCGGGGGCGAAUUUGCAUUCUAAGGCGAGGAAGUGUCCUUAUACGGGGAAUGUGAUUGAGUAG